CUCCCCUCCCCUCCCCCAUUUUCCAAGACUGGGUCUCUUUCUUGUUCAAGCUGGCCUUGGGCUGGCUAGGUGAAGAAGGAUGACCUUGAACUCCUGAUCCUGCUUGCUUCCACUUCCAAGCUACUGAGAUUAUGGUCACAUGCCACCACAUCCAGCUGUUACUUAUGUUUUAAUUGUCCCCUAUAAAGGUGGUGGAGCCAAAAAUUUCACCAACAGUCAUUCUGUCUGCAAAAUAGUUACGUGUUUCUAUUGUAUACUCUCCUGUAUAAUCCUGAGAGGGAUCAAUAGCAGUGAUAUUUUCAGUUGGAAAUGAGUGAGUUUAUUAAGUUAGAAAGAAAUCAUCACAUUGCAUAUUCAAAACAAUCCAGCAGAAAUCUAUUGAGGAAGCUCCUUUAAGGUAGCCAGCUGGGACUUCCAGUAAAGGGAGUCCCUGGCAGAAUAGAGUGACCACUUCAGUGAGGUUUUUUUUAGUAAAGCAACAGAUAGAGGUAAUAUCAAAUUGGACACUUGUCACAUCCAACAGAAACUGAUAGAGAAAGUAAAGCCGGGAUGGUCAGUUGGAGUUGCCCGAUGAGCUUUCCCCCAUGUCUGAGCUUCGGGUUUCCUUCCCACGGCAGGCACUUUCCUAUACUGGGAUAAACAAAAUAACCUCCCAUGGAAAUGGGUCACCUUCUAGCUGUCCUCAAGGGCACAAGUGUUUUCACGCUUGGGCUGUUUUGCUGUUCUCUCUCCAUCCUAUCACACAGUUAGGGGACCAGCUCUCCAGACUUUGGACUUUGAGACAAACAUGGGCCUGAUAUGGGGUUGUUGGCCUUGCCUUCCAAAGCCAUCUUCUCAGUGAGCUCAAACAACACACAACACAGGACAAUUUAUCAUAUGAUGUGCAAAUUUUGUGUGUAUUAGUGCUGGGUUUCAAAUUCAGGCUUUGCACUUUUCUGGUAGGCUAGCAUGGUACCACGGAACUAGAGCCUGGAGUCCUUACAUUUUUAGGGCUCACAGUUGUUAGCACCCUAUAAUGGAUGGAUAUUCAGGUAGACAGUGGUAUAUGCACUUGAUGCAGGAAAGAAUUUAGUAAAGAGUUGUUCAUUUAAGCUACUGCUACAGAGCUCUUUCUCUAUACCAGACUUCUGGGUGCUGAGGUAAAGCAGGGAUCAGAAAAGACUAAUUUGUGGAAGCAUUUCUAAUACAAGAUCAUCUGUGGGACUGUCUGGCUGUCAUCAACCCGAACACAGGAGCUCUGGGAUGUCUGAGGAGGGGGUACCUUUACAGAACACUUCUUCUGCUCUUGAUUUUAGAUUUUGGGACUCUUUUAUGACUUCAUCCUUUGUCUCUUUGCAAUGUCUUGGGCAGUACUCAGUACUAGCCUCAGGGUCUCUUCAUCUCAGGGACUUUAUAGGGGCUGCUUCAGAUUGUCCGUAGCAGCUGACUAUGAUUUGCCUCAUGCUCUGGUGUGUGUGUGUGUGUGUGUGUGUGUGUGUGUGUGUGUGUGUGAGAGAGAGAGAGAGAGAGAGAGAGAGAGAGAGAGAGAGAGAGAGAAAUAUUGCCAGCUGCAGAUAGUUUCUGUGAUUGCAUGACAUUUGGGAUUCUGGGGACUUUUCAGAGGGUAUAUAAAUGGUAGGACCCCAAGAGGUGGGUGGGUUUUUGUUGCUGGUCAUAGUCGGUUAAGUAGUCAUGCUCAAAGAAGAAACAAGAAGAAAUUAGAUAUCCUGAUGUCAAAGAUCAAACUUGCCACAAGGAACUCGAUGACCCUAAUCAGCAGGAAAAACAGUCUAACAACAACACUGUCCCCUUUCCGACCCAGCUUUAUGCGUGGCUCUCUUUCCUUUCCUCUCCUCUCUACCCUUUUCUUCUCUCUUAUCUAGUGUUUGGGGUUUAAAAGGGUUGAAGAAAAGGGGUACAGAAGGGUGGAAGAAAGAACCCACAAAGUAGCGAAUGCCAGCUACAGGCACUCUAACAGGAGUGAGAGCCAGCACUGCUGCCUUUAAGAGGAGGCCAGUGAUUAUUUUUGGGAUUCAGCAAGGCAUUUGACCCUGAGGGAUUAUGGUACUCCAAAGGGGAGGUCAUGCUUCUCAGGCAGAGUAUGCUGAUUGGGAAAGGGUUACUUAGAUUUCGAUAUUAACACACCCUCCCUUUGUUUGGCUAAACUGAAGGGUUAAAACUAUCAGUAGAAUGGCAUUCUAGGAGAGCUUCUGGGAAAGCAGGCAGCAGGAUAUGAAGUUGAUUCUGUAAGGAGCAAAGGAAGUGACGAGAGCAAACACUGCUAGGAUCAUCUUGCUAGAAGACAGGCUCUGAAGUGUCUAAAGUAUUACAGGUGGGAGAAGGCCCAUAUCCCUCUCUGUGGGAGCCUCAGGCGGCUUUGGAUGUGGAGGACACAGUGAGAAGAAGCUGUCUCUGCAGGACGUAGCUGAGCUGCUUCGGACCAGAGCCUGCAGUAGGGUUGUGGUCAUGGUGGGGGCUGGCAUCAGCACACCCAGUGGUAUCCCAGACUUCAGAUCCCCAGGGAGUGGCCUCUACAGCAACCUUCAGCAGUAUGACAUCCCGUACCCUGAGGCCAUCUUUGAACUAGGCUUCUUUUUUCACAACCCCAAGCCCUUUUUCACGUUGGCCAAGGAGCUGUACCCUGGGCACUACAGGCCCAAUGUCGCUCACUACUUCCUUCGGCUGCUUCACGACAAGGAGCUGCUUCUGCGGCUCUACACACAGAACAUCGACGGGCUUGAGAGAGCAUCUGGUAUCCCUGCCUCAAAGCUGGUUGAAGCUCAUGGGUCCUUUGUAUCAGCUACGUGCACGGUCUGUCGAAGGUCCUUCCCAGGGGAAGACAUACGGGCUGACGUGAUGGCAGACAGGGUGCCCCGCUGCCCUGUCUGUACUGGCGUUGUGAAACCUGACAUUGUGUUCUUUGGGGAGCAGCUGCCAGCAAGGUUCUUACUACAUGUGGCUGAUUUCGCCUUGGCAGAUCUGCUACUCAUUCUUGGGACCUCCCUGGAGGUGGAGCCUUUUGCCAGCUUGUCUGAAUCGGUACAGAAAUCAGUGCCCCGACUGCUCAUCAAUCGAGACUUGGUGGGGUCCUUUGCUCUGAGUCCUCGAAGGAAAGAUGUGGUCCAGCUAGGGGAUGUAGUCCAGGGUGUGGAAAGGCUGGUGGACCUCCUGGGGUGGACACAAGAGCUGCAGGAUCUCAUCCAGCGGGAAAAUGGAAAGCUGGAUGGACAGGACGGAUAAGACAGACUAUGGCUUACUUCUUCACCUGCGGGAAAGUCGCACAGGAGAUCAUCCUAUUCCCAGGGAGACCUCAUGUCUGAAAACAGCUCCGACAGGUUUACAAACAUGGGCCAGACCACAACAUGUGUCCUGGGCAGUAGUCCCAAGGCUGCCUUUGUUAAGGCUGACCAGGGACCUUUACCCUUGGGGCCAUGUGUUACCAUACAAAGGAGCUCCACGUGUGUGCUCUGUCCACCCAUCACUGCUGAAGCUUGCAGUACAGUGCUGCUUUCUGACAGAGGCCUUAGUUACCAAGAGGGCAGGGCAGCAUGCCCAUCGCUAGACAGCUGAUACGCUAGGCUAAUCUAGCAUGUUGGUCGGUAAAGUGGCAUCUUUAACUGAAAAAUCAUUUUUCGCAUGAAAUAAAUUUAGUAUAAAAA
This is a messenger RNA of Rattus norvegicus (Norway rat), 3638 nucleotides long. RefSeq names its product sirtuin 3 (gene Sirt3). The record is from RefSeq and is a predicted model, not a curated record. NCBI's taxonomy places the organism in Eukaryota, Metazoa, Chordata, Mammalia, Rodentia, Muridae. Gene Ontology annotation, biological process: aerobic respiration; mitochondrial fusion; chromatin remodeling. Gene Ontology annotation, cellular component: mitochondrion; mitochondrial matrix; protein-containing complex. Gene Ontology annotation, molecular function: NAD-dependent protein lysine delactylase activity; NAD-dependent protein lysine deacetylase activity; NAD+ binding.